Molecule: messenger RNA, 992 nt
Organism: Fomitiporia mediterranea MF3/22
Lineage: Eukaryota; Fungi; Basidiomycota; Agaricomycetes; Hymenochaetales; Hymenochaetaceae
Product: mitochondrial carrier
Exons: 6
Coding region: 4-852 (282 amino acids)
Biological process (GO): transmembrane transport
Cellular component (GO): mitochondrial inner membrane
Molecular function (GO): S-adenosyl-L-methionine transmembrane transporter activity
Source: RefSeq, a predicted model, not a curated record
GGAAUGGGAAACAAAACGUCUCCCUCGUACACGCAGUCUUUGAUAGCGGGAGGCGUUGCAGGCACCUCCGUCGACUUGCUCUUCUAUCCGAUAGAUACAGUCAAGACACGACUUCAAUCUGCGCAAGGAUUCAUUUCAGCUGGAGGAUUUCGAGGAAUUUACAAGGGUGUCGGAAGUGUAAUCAUCGGGAGUGCCCCAGGUGCUGCCGUCUUUUUCUCGACCUAUGAUACCCUCAAGCGUAUCUCACCAUUGCAUGAAAAGCAUGCGGCUGUGACCCACAUGGUCUCAGCAUCCGUAGCCGAAGUCGCUGCAUGUUUAAUCCGCGUACCGACAGAAGUUGUGAAGAGCAGAGCCCAAACUUCGGCGGAAGGCAAAGCUCUGGGUUCUUCGCUCACAGCCGCACGAUACAUCUUAGUGCACGACGGCCUUUCUGGGUAUUAUCGCGGAUUUGGGUCGACCAUCAUGCGCGAGAUCCCGUUCACUUCCAUCCAAUUCCCAUUAUACGAGUUCUUCAAAAUGGAAUCUGCUCGUGCGUUAGGUCGAGACUCGUUAGGCGCACAUGAAGCCGCCGUGUGCGGCAGCAUCGCUGGUGGUAUCGCCGCAGCCCUCACAACGCCCCUUGAUGUCGUCAAAACUCGAACAAUGCUUGAUCUUCGAAAAAUAUCCUCAAUGGAUACACCAUCCUUUUUGGCUCGCUUCAAAGACAUUUACGUGAAAGAGGGUAUUAAGGCGCUAUUCGCCGGUGUUGUGCCUCGGACACUUUGGAUCUCAGCAGGUGGCGCUGUCUUCCUUGGAGCGUACGAAUGGACUGUACAGAGCCUAAUGGACGUAAACGGACGUUUACACAAAUGAACCUAUACAUUCUAUCUACACCCUCUUUAAUAAUAAUACAGCAUUUCAUAGACUAAUAGAGGGAAAAUGUUUUUGCUCUGCUUAACUCGGAUUUAUCGCACUUACUGCAACCCCGAAUUGCAAGAAUAGAACGAGACUCG